This is a messenger RNA of Pseudocercospora fijiensis CIRAD86, 1049 nucleotides long. RefSeq lists its product as uncharacterized. The record is from RefSeq and is a predicted model, not a curated record. The coding region runs from base 149 to 652 and encodes 167 amino acids. Lineage: Eukaryota; Fungi; Ascomycota; Dothideomycetes; Mycosphaerellales; Mycosphaerellaceae. Gene Ontology annotation, cellular component: cytoplasm; Golgi lumen; cis-Golgi network. Gene Ontology annotation, molecular function: glutathione disulfide oxidoreductase activity. The transcript has 2 exons. Gene Ontology annotation, biological process: cellular response to oxidative stress.
ACACGACGUAGCAGUAGAAGAUCUUUCAUCAUCGAGCUCCUCCCCAGCAGAUUCAACGACGACCGAUGCUCCUGCGAUUGGACCACAGAAGCAGAAACCGAUUAAAGACGAUACGCCUGCUGAGAAGAGUGUGGCUGGGCGAAAGAAGAUGGGAGCGUCCAACGACAAGAUUGUACAAGAGAAGCCUAAAGAUGACACCGAUGAUGGAGUAGCCAAAGUUGGCAACGUCGCGGCCAAAGCAACAGCAGUCGCUGACGACACGACUGCAGAAGAAAAGGAACAUGAACGGAAAGUGGAGCUGGAACUGAACAACAUACUCAAAAAGGGACCUAUAAUAGUGUUCUCGAAAUCUUAUUGCCCAUUCAGUAAGAAGGCAAAGCACAUCCUCCUUGACCUAUACAGCAUAAACCCUCCGCCUUACGUGGUCGAGCUGGAUCAACAUGAACUUGGCCCAGGUCUUCAGCGGUCAUUGGCGCGAAGCACUGGACGUCGAACAGUACCCAACGUGCUUAUCAACGGCAAGAGCAUUGGAGGCGGCGACGAUAUUGAGGCACUACACGAAACCCACAAACUCAUCGACAAGGUGACAAGCAUGGGUGGAAAGCGCAUCAUGUCCAUCCGCGAGAAUGCACAGCCCAAAUUCGAGACGUAGGGACGAGACCAAAGCUGAGGUCAAGUUCAAAGCGUAGAAGACGUGUCGGGCGGACUACAGUUCGGUUCCGGGAAAUGUGGAUGGCAAAUUUAAGAGCAGCACCUUAUUACUACAUGACUUCAAGGCGUUUCGGAAGUACGGCUGGACAUGUGAGAUGGCAUGAUACCCCUCAGUGGUUUUAUUGGUAAUUUGAUCCGAUUCGGUCAAGAGGCUGUCGUCAUCAGGAUAUGGGAGUCAAAACAAAUCUAGAGAGGGAGUUAUUGUUUAUCAGAUGGUUUGGAUUGUCUAGACGAAUCCGACGUGGCUGUAGGAAGACCAGAGAAAAUGAAAACUAAUUCGACAUCAUUGUCUCGUGGUGGCUGAGAUCAGGACAGACUUAUUGAAGGGUUUUGCGUUC